Messenger RNA from Cyprinodon tularosa, 2223 nucleotides. RefSeq names its product peroxisomal N(1)-acetyl-spermine/spermidine oxidase-like. Gene Ontology annotation, molecular function: polyamine oxidase activity. The record is from RefSeq and is a predicted model, not a curated record. The transcript is spliced from 10 exons. NCBI's taxonomy places the organism in Eukaryota, Metazoa, Chordata, Actinopteri, Cyprinodontiformes, Cyprinodontidae. The coding region runs from base 332 to 1831 and encodes 499 amino acids.
AGGCUCCUGAUAGAUGUCGAAACGUCUUCAAAAAACUGAACGAGAGUCCGGCUUUUAAGCCCGUUUAUGGUUAACCUUACUAUUAACAUAGGCGUUUUAUGGACAUGAGUCAUUUUUUACAACCCUUCAGCCUUUGGUCGGACAUAACAGGUGCAGCUAAGGGUUGUUUUUCAUCCAUUCACCUCUGGAACUCUUUCCAAGAAAGCUAGAUUCUAUAUUUUAAUAGCUCAUAAAUCUGUAAACUUAAAGCGCCUGCUGCCUGUGAGAACAGACAGGCACAAAGUGUGGAGCAACAUAGAAAACACUUUACAGAAUUUUAUCUGAAGUAGCUAUGGCUACAAAUGUGGAUUCAAAAGUAGUGAUAGUAGGCUGUGGGAUAGCAGGGAUUGCUGCGGCUCAAAGGCUCCUUAAAUCUGGGUUCUCUAAUGUCCGGAUCCUGGAGGCGACUCAAAGAAGUGGGGGAAGAAUUAAGACAUGCAGACUGGGUAAUACCAGUAUAGAAAUCGGUGCAGCUUUUAUCCACGGUCCAUCUGAGGAGAACCCAGUAUUUUGUUUGGCCCGUGACUAUAACCUCCUGGACCCUAAAUGCCUCACUCCAGAGAAUCAGUCUGUAGAUGUUGGUGAAUACCCUCCUCUGGUUCCCAACUGGUUCACCAGCUCAGGUCAGAAGGUGAAUCCCGAAAGCAUGAAUCCCGCGCUGGAGCUGUUUCAUGAGCUUCUUCAAAAUACUCCGCAAUCUAAGACUCACAAACCAAGAUCCUGGCCAAGUGUGGGGGAUUUCAUUAAAUCUGAGGUACGAAGGCGAGCAGCUAAGAGGUGGAAAGAUAAAGAUAAGAGCACCAGGAAGCUGCUUCUUGGUGCCAUCAGUACAAUGUUAAAGGAGGAAUGCUGUUCAAGUGCUACAAACUCUAUGGAGGAGCUGGAUCUAGUAGGAUUUUCUAUGUACCAAAGUAUCAAGGGAGUAGACUGCACAUUUCCUAGCGGCACAGAGGACUUAGUAAGCAACUUAAUGUCAGAGCUCCCGGCUGACUUGGUGUCUUACAGUCGGCCUGUGCGCUGCAUUCACUGGAGCAACAGAAAGAGCGGAGUGAAUGCUGUGGUGGUAGAAUGUGAGGAUGGGGAUAGAAUCCCUGCUGACCAUGUUAUUGUGACUGUGUCUCUAGGAUACUUAAAGAAGCACCACUCUACUCUGUUUUCACCUCCUCUUCCCGCCCAGAAGCUUCGGUCGAUUCAUAAAAUAGGAUUUGGAACAUGCGACAAAAUCCAUGUUGAGUUUGAAUCCCCCUGGUGGGAUGCUGACUGUGAAAUCAUCUAUCUUCUGUGGGAUGACGAGGAAAAUAUUUCAGAUCAUGUGUUGGAAAUAGGUGAAAAGUGGAUCAGGAAGAUCUCCUCGUUCACUGUGGUGAAACCCUCUCAAAGAGGCAGCCAUGUUCUCUGUGGUUGGAUUUCUGGACAUGAGGCAGAGCAUAUGGAGAUGCUUCCUGAGCAGGAAGUCAGGCGCUCUAUCACCGAGCUGAUACAUACUUUCACAGGAGACCAUACCAUCACACCAAAGAGAAUCGUGUGCAGUCGGUGGUUCCAUGAUCCCUGGACGUUAGGAUCCUACUGUCAUCCAGCAAUCGGCUGUUCAGCACAGGAUUUUAAGAACAUGAUGGGACCCCUGCCUGUAACAGGAGAGCAACAGGCCCUACAGGUAUUGUUUGCUGGUGAGGCGACUCAUCCCAGCUAUUACUCCAGCCUCCAUGGAGCACUCCUCUCUGGGUGGAGAGAAGCUGACAGACUCAUCUCUCAUUAUUCUGUCACAUGUCCCCAUCCUUCACAAAAGAUUUAAACCUCCAUAGCAUAAAAUAAUAUUUUUUAUCCUUUUAAAUUAAGUGAAACAUCAAUAUCAUUGUUAAAAGAAGGAACUCUAAUCUAGUUUUCAGAACACACCAAAGCCACACAUUGUAAUAAACUGAGGCUUUGAUAAGUGGCUAGAAAUCUGUAGCAGGUUACAAAUUUUCAGUAGGUACACCAAUAGGCAAUUAAUCUGACUGGGAUUUGAUGUAACUUGGUCAGUGGUUCGAUUCAAAUGUUGAUGGAGAAACAAUUUGUGAAUGGGAAUGUCCACAGGGAACAUCUGUAAAAAGUUUCCUGUUGAACAGACAAGGCUUACAGGAGCUGUAAGGACAAAAAAAAAAAAGCUUUAAAAUAUACAAUGAAUUAACUAAUAGAGUACAUCUG